AUGGAGGAAGCUCCAGAACAUCGAGGUCUUGCCCAUACAAACAAUGCAACAUCAAAUAAAGAAAAACACCGUCCAAAAUCCCGGGGUUCGACGACCAGUCUGCAGUCUGUCGGCGUAGGAAGCGCAUUUCAACCGCCUCAACCGCCGGACGACUCGACCAUGCCGCUCGAUCAGAGUGGCUUCUACAUGCAGCAUGGCCAUCACCCGGCCGCCGCAAUGUACAAUGCCAAUCCUGAAGAGAUGCUCAUGCACUAUCCGCACAGCAUGGCUGCACACCUUCAACAACAGCCUCUAGAUCCCUCGGCGGGUUUACCACAACACGACAUGCGGCCCAUGUCACAACAAGCAUUCCAGGAGAUGCAACAUUUCCCCAUGCAAUAUCCUCAUGGACUACCGCCCUACGCUGUCGGCCAUCAGCAUAUGCAUCAUAUUCGCCAUCAUUCAGAACAGUUCGAAGGAUCGCCCGCGCCGGAUGACUCGAACACGGAAAACGGGGGUGCGAAGCGAAGAAAAGGAACGGCUUCCAGUGUGGCAAAUGACCAAGAGCUGAGACGUCUACUUGCGCAGUACCAAGGCAAAUCCUUGAAUGAGGUUGCCGCCGAGGUGCAAAAGAACGAGGGGUCUGGAGGGAAGUCGGAGAAAGCAAAACAAGUCUUCGCCAUGCUAUGGCUGCAAGAAAGCUGCCAACGAUCUUCGAAUUCGGUCCGCCGCGACCGUGUGUUUACUCGAUACACGGAGCGCUGUGGUAAUGAGCGGGUCCCCACCCUAAACCCUGCAUCGUUUGGCAAGCUUGUGCGAAUCAUCUUCCCCAAUGUACAGACGAGAAGACUCGGCGUUCGAGGCGAAUCCAAGUAUCACUACGUGGACCUGUCGUUGGUUGUGGAUGAUGACGACCGACAAUAUGUCCCGGCACAGGAAAGACCUGGAACUGCGACCGGCAGUCAUCAUGAAAGACACGGAUCCCACGCGGAAUCCAAGCAUCUCUUCAAGACACACAUCUCACCUCCUGUGGAACGACCGCUUUCCCGUGCCACCGUGGAGACGGCCGACUUCCCAGCUCCUAGUGCCGCGUUCUUAGCCCGGGAAACUGCUGAGCCCGAGGACGUGGUGUCACCACCAGUGAGGCCACACAUGCAGAAGAUGGAUUGUAAAUACAUUAAUACCCCGACGAUCCGCUUGCCUGUCAAAACUCUUCCUGCCAAUGUUGUGGCCGCCUUACCUUCGGUUCGACCUAAUCUACCCGCCAGUCUGGCUACGUACCUCGGAAUGCCGACCAUCGAUUCUCUGUCCCAGGUCUCAUCUUCGUCGCAAGAGGCGCCGAUCGAAUUUCCCGACAUCUUCCCGUACCUCGAAGGCACAACUUAUGACGCCUCGAUUGCCAAGGCUUUGUUCCAUCUCUAUCGUUCCUACUGCAUCGAUGUGAUCGAUGCCUUUCGCAAAUGCAAGGAAAAGCCCUUUUUUAAUCACCAUUCGGCCUUCAAUGGCAAAAUGACUGUUCCGGUGUCCAAGCUAUUUUCCACGGAAUGUCUGGCCCCGUGGAUUCAAGAAUGCGACAUGCGCAUGUACAAACAAAUCGUGCGAUUCAUCGCUCCCUUGGCUGUCCAAAACGUGCCAGAUGUGGUGUGGAAUGUGUUCGACCGGAUCGGGGCGCGACUGGUCAGUCAUCUCAUCUCAGCAUUCGAGGAAAAGUGCCCAGUCCAUGUGGUAGUGGCCAAGACAGUGCCGGCCGCGAGGUUUGCGAAUCUGCUGAAAAAGCUCAAGGGCGCCAAUGCCGCAACGCUGCAACUGAGUCGCAUGUUGGAGGAUCCACAGCAGCGAACGCAAAUGUGGCUCGAUCUGAUGGCCAUGGUCGAUCCGGAGCGUUUGCUAGAGGAGAGCAUGCCACCACCGGAAAGCCUGGAGAGGAUACAAGGUGUGCUAAAACACGACAUGAGGCCGCUUGUCUUCCCGGUCGACGGUGAAUUGGUGCGGGCCGCCGAGGAGGAUCCUACCAGUGGCUACGCAAACUUCCUCAAGGACGACUUGGAGUGGGAGGGGGGGAUCCUUCCUCCCGAAAGCCCGGAGCAGGCCAUGCCAUUGUUGGAGAAAUGGAUCAAUUGGCUGGAGCAGUUGGCCCAAUUGUUCGCUGGCCAUCAUCCGCAAUGUAUGGUUGAUUGGCAUUCCCGAUUCUGGAGCAGCGUCAUGAUGCAAAUGGGACAGAACGGCGCCCACAGUUAUCAGUCGUGGUGGUUUGUGGAGUCGUUUACCACGCAGAUGUUGGGGUGGAUGACCCAGAUGGAGGGGUUGUUGAUGGAUGAAGAGAGUCAGAAGCUGGCGGAUGAAAGAGAAAAGGAGAAGAGCACGGAGAUGGCGGCUCAUCCGAGUUCAUCUAGUGGUGCGGUGAAGCGGAAGAGAGCGGAGGAAGACGUCGAAGGAGACGAGCAGGCCAUGGCCGAGAUUGGCGCCCACCAACCAAAGAAACUGGAGACAGCCCCGAAGAGUCCGCCGACCCUUCCUGCAGUUCCGUCGGGAGAACAGGCGACGGCUGAGGUGGAUGAUGAUGAAACAGACGCCGAACUGGAUGAACUGCGUCGCGGAGGCCCUUUAGACUUGCCGAGCUUCCACACCGGCCUGAGCAGUCCGGUCAAGAGACAGGCGGGCGGUCACCCUCAUGACGACAGUGGCAUUGACCUGGGCUUGGACGUGGAUGCCGAGGCGGAAAAAGAGGCCAAGAAGUUCAAUAAGAGAGACUGGCUGCUCAGCAGCGACCCUGUGGAUUCCCCGAUCGGACUGGGAGUGUUGGUAUGA
Molecule: messenger RNA, 2787 nt
Organism: Capronia epimyces CBS 606.96
Lineage: Eukaryota; Fungi; Ascomycota; Eurotiomycetes; Chaetothyriales; Herpotrichiellaceae
Exons: 2
Coding region: 1-2787 (928 amino acids)
Biological process (GO): regulation of transcription by RNA polymerase II
Molecular function (GO): RNA polymerase II cis-regulatory region sequence-specific DNA binding; DNA-binding transcription factor activity, RNA polymerase II-specific
Source: RefSeq, a predicted model, not a curated record